AUCUUUAUGAUAUUCAAGUGAUAAUGAAGUCGAAGAAAUUCUUUUUCUAAUAUUUCAGAAAGAAAACAUUUUUUUCUUCAAUUAUUUGUCUAUAUUGAGGUGAAGUAAAGUUUUUAAAAUUUUUCAAUUUUUCCAAAGUAUCCACUAUAAAAAGUUUUCAUCAUUUUUAAUUUGCAAUUUCAAAUAUAAAACUAUAUGUUUUAGUAAACGGAAAAAUUAAAUUAUACUUUUAAAAAAAAUUUCAACUACUGUAAAUAGUGUUAAACAAACAAAAAAUAAAUCCCAUAUUAGGUAUUAUAAAUAAUAAAUGUACCCAAGUAAAGAGUAAAAUAGAAAUUGUAAUAAAUGUAGUUAAUUUUUUGCUGACACUGUCAUGAGCCGUAACAACUUUGGAAGAAAACUAUAUAUGGAUGUCAUCUAUUUACGAAGAAUAAAUUAAAUUUUGAGUGGUACAAAUAUGUGCAUUAUUGAUAAAUAGUUCACUGCUGUAGAAUAGAGGAAAAAAUAGAAAUAUUUUUCUUUAACUUGAUGAUAGUAUCGUUUGUGAUAGAUAAAAUGAAACUGGAUAAGAAAAAAUAAUCAGUCGAAUGCAUACAGCUAUAAAGGAAAGAACCUUUUUUCAAAUUUUUGUCCACGGUGUUUUCAUCAACAAUUUUUUAAAUAGUGAAAAGGUUAAUAAUAGAUCAAGAGAUUAUUAAUUAAAAAUAUAUUUACAACAACUUUUUAAUUUUUAUAAUAAACAUUUUUUAAAAUUUUAAACUAACUAAAUUAAAAUUUUUUUUUAAAGUAAAAAAACAUGUUGAUUAAAUUCAGAAAAUAAAAAUACACCUAACUAAAAAUCAAUUCUUAUAAAUAUCCAAUUGUUUUCAGAAGAAACUAAAUAAGUAGUGAGAUGAAAAAAUAAUUAAUUUAUUUGAUGUUUAUAAAAAUAAUAUUUGUUUCAAGAAUGAAAUAAGCAUGUUAUAAAAUAUUUUUUUAAAAAUUCAAUAAAAAAUUAAAUUCAAAAAUGACUGAAAAUCCCAAAGCAAUUUUGUUGUUGCAGUAUGCAGCAGCUAUUACAGGAUGCCUUACAGUCACUGGAUAUGGGACAAUAAUUUCCUGGACAUCUCCAGCACUACCAUUUUUGGAAAGUUCAGCAUCAGACAUUAAAAUAACACUAAACCAAAGCUCAUGGAUAGCGUCUCUUUAUUUAAUUGGAUUUAUCAUAGGAUUUCUUUUGAAUCCACUUUUCAUCGAUCGAAUUAGUCGAAAAUGGACAUUAAUGCUAUUUGCCAUACCGCAAAUAAUUUCUUGGCUAAUGAUAAUUUUUGCAAAAAGUCACAUCACACUUUAUUGUGCGCGACUGAUUGGAGGCGCUGGUUAUGGUGGUGGUCUCUGCGCGAUGACAGUGUACAUGACAGAAAUUGGAAAUAAGGAAAAUCGAGGAAUUUUCUUAAUUAUCAUUCGUCUUUCAAUGGGUCUUGGAUUUUUGCUGACAAUGUUUCUUGGAGCAUAUUUCACUUAUCAACAAAUGAAUCUGGUUCUAUUAAUGCUACCCAUUUUGUUUCUCAUCAUUUUCCUCUUUAUGCCCGAUUCGUCAUAUUUUCUGGAAAUUAAUCAAAGAAUUGAGAAAGCAAAAUUAAACUGCGUUCAAGAAUUGGGGCUAGAUGAAAAGUCAAAAUUAAAUUGCGUUAUUGAAAAAGAGGAGACUUGUUCCAAUUCUGAAUUGUCAACAUUCGAAAAGCAAGAACGAAUCCACUCCCUUCGCGAAACAAAUUUAUGGAAAUUAUUUUCGAACUCGACAAAUAGAAGAGCUUUGAUAAUUGUCGUGACAACGGGAUUAUUAAACAUUCUGUCCGGACAAGCGGCCCUGGGAGCGUUCGGCCAACAAAUAUUGAGUUACAAAACCUCGCCAAUGGAUCCAAAGAAGACCAUGAUUUUAUUAUCGGCUCUAAAUGCAAUCGCUUGCCUCGUGAGUACACAAAUAAUCGAAAAAAUAAAUCGAAGAAAUAUUUUAAUUUUCUCUGGACUAAUUUCUUCACUUUCACUGGCAAUCAUUGGCGUGUAUUUUUAUUUCGAACACAGUGGUUUUAAAUCGACGACCUAUUUAGGAUGGAUUCCAAUUAUUUUCCUCUCGGUAUUCGAUGUAUUACUUAGUACCGGACCUAGUAACAUAUUUUACAUCUAUCAGGGAGAAUUGUUUACAAACGAAGUGAAAAGUGUAGCAGUGACUGUCGUCAAAUUUGUUUAUAUUGUUUUUGGUUUUCUGACUGUGUAUUAUUUUCAAAAAGUGUCAAAGACUGCUGGUAUGCAUUGGAUUUUUUGGAUUUUUGGUACUUGUUGUGGUGUAGGAACAAUUUUGGUUUAUCUUAUGGCUCCAGAAUCGAGGGGAAAGCCACUCGAAGAAAUUCAAGACAAUUUAACAAGAAGAUCAUUGUUUUAUCGAAUUCACAAUUGCUUUCAAACCAAUAAUAAACGGAGCAUUUGAAAAUAGAUUUUUUUUUAAAUAAUAAAAGGAUUUUUGAGUCUUCUAUAAUAUUUUAAAAUCUCAUUACAGUUACCCACUGGGCAAAAAGUCAUGUUCCUUCUAAAAACGUUUUAAGAACAUUUUUAGAACGUUAUCGAUGGCUGGGUGUAAAAACAUGAUACAUCGAAAUUUUUCUUUUCAAAUUUCUGUUGGUACCACUGACCGCGAAAUUUAAAAUGGUUUCUUAUAUAUUACAUUUUUUAAGAAUAUAUGAUGAUAUUAAAAUAAUAGAAGUAAAAUUUUGCACUAUACACAUAUAAUUUUGAAUAUUUUACAUGAAAUUCGUUUUAAAUCAACGGGAUUACAAUACUGUAUUUAAAUGAUCGUCUGUAUUAUUAAUUACUUUUACAGCUGUAUGAUAACGUCAUGGGUGGCAAAUCCACCAGGAAAUGAAUAAUUGGAGGAUUUACUAGAAAAAAAUUUACCUAAGUUAAUUUAAUUUAUUUAAUAAUUGUGUUUUAAAAAAUAUACUUUACUUACUCUCCAUGAUUGACUCUUUAAACAAAUAUUUAAACAACACCAAUUGUAAUAGAAUAUUUACAAUAUAAAUAUUUAUAAUAAAAUAGAAUUAUUUAUAAAAUCACAGAUUUUAUCAAUCUAAAUAUAAACUUUAUAUAAAAAGCUAUUUAACCUAAUUUUUCUUUGAACUGACAUAUUAUGAAGCAAAAUCAUUUGUUUCAUAAAACAGUUUCAAAGAUUUGACACAUUUUAAUUUUCACGGUCAGUGCGGUACCAACAGAAAUUUAUAAAAAAAAAAUUUCGUUUUCGACGUGUCAUGUUCUUCAAAUCAAACGACGAUGUAUCAUGUUUUCCAACGCUAAUCCGACGUAUCAUGUUUUUCAACGCCAAUUCGAUGUAUCAUGUUUUUACACCCAGCCAUCGAAAGUUUCAUGUCCGCCAAAUAAUGUUCUGAAAUAUUUUAAGAACAUGCUGAAAUAGCACGUAAACUUGCAGCAACCUUGCUGCAAGCUUCAAAUGUCUCACCUGACCCAAACUUCCAUGGUAAGCUUACCGAAAGAUUGCCAACAGCUUGGGUCAGCGGGUGGGACAUUUGAAGGUUACAGUAAGCCCCAAGCAAAAAUUUACAAUCGGCGCAGUGUUGCGCCAGUACUGGCAAUUACUGGCAAAGCACUGACCGCCAAUAUUGAACCAAUACUGGCAUAUGUUUGGGAUGAUAACGUUUAUUAGUAAUGGCUUAGUACUGGCGUUCAGUACUGGUUCAAUACUGGAAUUUAGCAGUAAUUCUGUAUUUUGCCAGUACGGGCAAAAUUAUUGUAACCAUAUUAAUAAGCCAGCACUGGUAGAUAUUCAAAAUUCAGGGCUCUUUUUGCUUUUUACAUUAAUUGAGCAGCUGGAUCGAAGAACCGACUCUUCGCUCGAACCGCACGCGUUCAUAGCAUUAACUAUCAAUAAUAAUAAAUUAUUAUAAUAACUUUUAAAUUGUUAUUUUUUUAUAUUAACAUUUUACUCUUUAUUUUAUUAUUCAAAUAAUUUCUUCAAAUAUUAUAAAAUAUGGCAUUCGGUAUUGAAUUAAUACUGACCGAAUACUGGUUUGCCAUUACUGUCUCAAUAAUACUGGCAUGCCGGUAUUGGCUUGCAGUAUUGGCACAGUACAGAAUUUAAUCCAUAUCAGUACUGAACCCAUACUGGUAAGCCAACUGUCGGCUAGCCAAUAUUGGUGUAUGAUUGCGCCUGUUGUCAAUAUCGGCGUUUGAUAAAAAUUUUUGCUUGGGGCUUCUGCUGCAAGCUUACGUGCUAUCUGGGUGGAUGUUCAAAUAAUGUUCUAGAACAUUUUUUGGCAGACAUGAAACGUUCUAAAAACGUUUUUGGAACGAAUAUGAUUUUUCGCCCACUAGAAAAUUGCAAACACAACAACAAUUUUCUCAUUGGUAGGAAAAAGUGCGCGCUUAUUUAAAUGGCUUUAAUAUAAGAAAAUAUUAAAACAACAAUAAAAAAAAUGUUCAACAACUAAAUUUAUCUUUAGUUAUAUUUAAAAAAAAACCCUAAUGGGCUAGCUUAUGUCAAG
Molecule: messenger RNA, 4532 nt
Organism: Leptopilina boulardi
Lineage: Eukaryota; Metazoa; Arthropoda; Insecta; Hymenoptera; Figitidae
Product: facilitated trehalose transporter Tret1-like
Exons: 2
Coding region: 1007-2467 (486 amino acids)
Biological process (GO): transmembrane transport
Cellular component (GO): membrane
Molecular function (GO): transmembrane transporter activity
Source: RefSeq, a predicted model, not a curated record